Messenger RNA from Aphidius gifuensis, 490 nucleotides. RefSeq names its product diacylglycerol lipase-alpha-like. NCBI's taxonomy places the organism in Eukaryota, Metazoa, Arthropoda, Insecta, Hymenoptera, Braconidae. The transcript is spliced from 3 exons. The record is from RefSeq and is a predicted model, not a curated record. Bases 1 to 471 code for a protein of 156 amino acids. Gene Ontology annotation, cellular component: postsynaptic membrane; dendrite membrane.
AUGCGGCUGGUUACGUUUAUAACACUUGUUGGUCAGUCAUUGGAUACAGCAUCAAUACUGGCAAUAUUAUUACGUCAAGAUUAUCCAAAUUUAAUAUGUUAUUUAUAUGCACCACCUGGUGGUUUAUUAAGUAUGCCAGCAAUAUAUACACAAAAAUUUAUAAUAUCAACGAUUCUUGGUAAAGAUUUUGUACCACUUAUGGGUUUACGACAAAUGGAAUGUUUACGUGCUGAUGUUAUAAAUGCAUUGAGACAAAGUGCUGAUCUAAAAUGGAAAACAAUAUGUUCAGUUAUGUGUUGUGGUCGUAGUUCAAAACCAACAGCUAUAACUAAACUCGAAAAUGGUGGAUGUAUUGUUGAAUAUCAUAAAAAUAAAAAUCAAGCAAGAUUAUUAGUACCAAUUGAUACAGUUAUUUAUAAAACCACGUCAUUUACCAUUAUAUAUCCACCAGAAAAAACAAUAAGAAGCUGAUAUUGAGGAUGAUAGUUUU